Molecule: messenger RNA, 4335 nt
Organism: Dreissena polymorpha
Lineage: Eukaryota; Metazoa; Mollusca; Bivalvia; Myida; Dreissenidae
Product: toll-like receptor 4
Exons: 1
Coding region: 181-2796 (871 amino acids)
Biological process (GO): immune response; toll-like receptor signaling pathway
Cellular component (GO): membrane
Molecular function (GO): protein binding; transmembrane signaling receptor activity
Source: RefSeq, a predicted model, not a curated record
ACACACACACACAAGAUAACGGCAAUAUAAUUUCCCCGUUUGCAGAUUAUAUUGUGUAAAACUGAAUUCAGUCCAUUUGGCUAAACAUUGUUCAAAUGUUGUUAAGCGGCGAAUGGCUUCUCACGUGAAUAUUGUGGUUUACACGGCUAUCACUUUCUUAAUUUAACGGGAUACUUCAAAAUGUGUUAUAGAAUAGUAUUUGUAAUUCUUUGUGUCAUUAAUAUAAACUUAAUUGACUGUAAACGGAAUGUUUUCCCAUGUGGGCCGAGGUAUGCAUGUGCAUGUGAAAACAACACUGACAACGGAAUGGCAAUGGACUGUGAGGGCAGGGGUGACCUGAGGCUGUCGGAGAUAUGUUUUGACAUUUCCAGCAAGGGAUUUGCAUCCGUGGUUCUAAGGGCAGGAAGAAACAAUUUGGGAAACGUCAUUGCUUCGGACCUUAAAGGAUGUGAAAACCUUACCGAAUUAUACUUAAAUUUUAACCAAAUAUCGAUCGUUGAACAGGACACUUUUCAGGAUUUCCAUCAAUUAUUCAAAUUAGAUAUAUCCCGAAAUUUGCUACCGGUGUACAGCGGAAACUGGAAUUCAUAUUUUCUACCGAACACAUUAAAGACGCUCAAGGUUCAUGGAUGUCAACACAUAGUUUUUCUAAAUGCUUCAUUACCUGACUUUGACGAUCAGAAAAACUUAAGCAGUCUCACAAUGGAUGGCUAUCCAAAUGUCUUGUUCAACUUUUCAAAAAUAACACAACUUUCUCUUUCGGGAUUGAACUUCCAAACCUACUGUAACCUCUCCCGAAUAGACAACAAAACGUUCUCGCAUUUGAGAUCGCUCAAAGUUCUCAACAUAUCUGCAUGUGGAAUCGAUAGCAUCACAGCAGGAGCCUUCGAACAUCUUCACGGUCUUGAGGUUCUCGACCUUUCUUACAACCGACAGCUGGGGAUGAAGGCAUUCGCGAACAUAACGUAUGGCUUACAGUUUUCGAUGAUCGGCUUCUUGAACGUAUCCUUCGUUUUAAACACAUUUGGAAUUGGCAUCGAAGUUACUGUGUCGGAUCUGUGCUACUUCUGGAACACAACAGUUGAACAUUUUGACAUAUCGGGGAAUAGAAUCGAGGUUAUUGAAACAAAUGCUCUUAUACUAAUUCCGCACUCGAUGAAAACACUACGCAUAGAUAUGAACAAAUUCACGUUUGGUCCAUAUUUACUGCAACUCGGCUGCAUGAAAAACGUUCACACAGCGGUUGGUUCAUAUUUAAAUUACGCUUUUAAUCCCAUAAUAUAUACCGCUGAGCACGUUAAGGAUUUUCAUAGACCCCCAAUCGACAUGGGUCAGAACUCGUGUUUUUAUUGCAAUAAAUCGUUUUUGAAAGAAAGGGCAAAGUCUUCCGAAGAAUGUCUCUACUUUGAACCUGAUUUUCACAACGUUUAUGAUGGUCCUCGGUUACCAGUUAAAUUGGAGAACGUUAUUUUCAAUGACUGCAAUUUUUUUUAUAAUUUUAUUUUAGACAUACAAUUUAAUUUCGAGCAAACUAAUAAUUCAAUCCGGUUCAUUGAUAUUUCGGGAAAUGUGUUUAAGUCGUUAACAGGAUAUUUUGGUCAUCUUCCUUAUGUGGAAAUUUUCAAUAUAUCUCGCUGUUCUAUUAAAACAAUCGGACCCGAUACUUUAAAUUUCACAUCAUUGAAAGUUUUAAGACUCUCCCAUAAUGAAUUAGGUUCUCAAAUGGCGGAUCCAAAUCGAUCAAAUAUAUUUGAUAAGCUGCAAUCUCUUCAGGAUUUAGAUCUUUCGUUCAAUGGGAUAACAGUACUGUUUUCACCGACAUUUGCAAUGUUGCAUAGUUUGAUACGUGUAGACUUGAGUAACAACAAUAUUGAACGUUUCGAAAUAGGAAUUAAUAUGUUAUCCAAUCUUUUGUCAUUGAACUUGUCUGUCAACUCGAUACAUACGCUUUCUAUUAGCGUACAGCAUCAACUUGAAUCGAAUGAAAACAUAAAUUCUACGUUUUUGGUGGACUUACAAAAUAAUUCAUUAACAUAUGAUUGCAAUAAUCAAGACUUUCUACACUGGUUGUUGAAACAUAAAGAUAACAUGUUUGGAUUUGAUAACUACAAAUUCGUUACAUCAGACAAUAAUGUUUUGAAUUCCAAAAAGUUUUGCGAAGACAUUGGAAACCUUGCAUCUAGGUGUCAAUCAUACACGGUUGUCAUAGCUAUUUGUUGCAUAGCCAUGGCGACAUUCAUUUCACUAGUUACUGGAGGAGUUAUAUACAAAAAUCGAUGGAAACUUCGUUACUUUAUGUACAUGUCAAAGAAGAGAUAUUUUGGUUACAGAAGGUUGCCGGAUUAUACUGUCAUUGAGAACUAUAAAUAUGACGCGUUUAUCUCCUACUCUGAAGACAAUAUACGUUUCAUUCGAGACGAGUUCAUACCACGAGUCGAGACAGAACACGUGUUACUUUGCAUUCACCAGCGGGACUUUCUUGCUGGGAACGCAAUCUCAGACAACAUCAUAAAUGCUAUCGACAGCAGCAGAAAAACGGUAGUUAUAUUGUCGAAUUCUUUUCUGAAGAGCAAGUGGUGCAUGUACGAGUUUAACAUGGCGCGAAUGGAGAGCAUAUAUUCUAGAAGUGAUAACGUGUCUCUUGUUAUAGUUAUGAUAGAACAAGUGCCCCAUAGCGCUAUGCCGUUGGAAAUGGUACGAUGGAUACAGGACAAUAAUUACAUAGAAUACACAACGGAUCAAGAGGGCAACACACUUUUUUGGGAAAAACUUCAUAAUGUUAUUAAAUCAUUGUAAAAAUUACUUUUCUUUUACUUGUUUCUAAAACAAAAGCAUGGAUGCAUGGUCUUUUUCUUUUUAAAGUCAUAGGCCGGAGUGCAUAUUUCUUUGAAUCAUUUUGAUGUGUUUUCAUUGAUUAUAACUAUGAACAAAUAUAUGUAGCUAGCGUUGAUAUUAAUAUUGUGUUUCGCUGUUGAAAUGAAGAUUGGAGGUUAAGUUUAAACAUGUAUUUGCAUGAUGAACAGACAACAUGAAUUAUGCAUUUUUCUACGUGCUUUGUUGGGACUAUCAAAUCAUCCCAUAUACUUUCUAUUGCAAUACGAUUUUAUAAAUUAUUUACGUUGUUGCAUUGUGGUAGCGACAAAAAAUCAAUAUUAGAUUUAUGUAAAUGACAUAUUAUUGAGUAUAAAUGAGUAAUUUUUUCUUUAAUCUUUCACAUUACACUUACGUAUUUCAAAUUCCAAUCCAUGACACGUAACUUUAACUUUCUUGAGUAUAUAUUUUAAUUGUAUUGUAAACAACGACAUGCAUAUUUGUACCACUGUUAGUAAACAUAUAGAUAGGUGCAACUCCUUAUUUUUAUUUAGAUCAACAAUCAUAAGUAAAAUGUUAAUAGUAUUUGUGUAAAUUAAAUAUACUUUAAAUGUUAUAUUUCUGAUCGCUAAGGCCACAAACAAUUAAUAACAUUUUCGUCAAAUUUACCACUUCUUGUAAUUGUCAUACAAAGAUAUUAUUUUGCCUCGAACCAAUGUUCUUUUUCCAUUGAAAAUAGUCGUGGUAGUUUUUUUUAAUGAAUAAACGCAAUGAUACGUGUGCAUGCGUUUGUAUUGAGAAGAUAUUAAUUUCAUUAUAUAAAGCUGUUGGGCGAGAAUCUGUGGAACAACUGAUCAAAUUUUUUUUAAUUGUCGGUAUACAGAGAACUCUCUUGAGAACUUUUAACAGAUUGAUCACUUAUAACUUAUAAGUUAUAAGUCAGUGCUUACAUGUGAAACUUAUAAAGUAACCAUUCCGGAAUGGGGUCAGAUUUCUUUUCAGGUAAAUACUGGAGAAGAGUAAAGGUUGGCCGUUUUGAAAAAUCAUUUAAAUUUGUCAAAGAUGUACUCGUUUUAUCGAUAGUAUCGCGGUUUACUUGUUAUAAAUGUGUGUGUGUUUAACAUAUUAAAAAAGAUUCUCAUUUUUGCUUGCAAAUCCUUAUCACAUGUCUUAUGUCUACAAGUAAAUUUACAUAAAGCCCUGAUCUUAAAAAAUGUUCGGUAUUUUUGUUCAACGGGCGGUAUUUCUGGUAUUAAUUGUAAAAACGUUGACUUUGACCGACUCUUGUCUGCGUCAUCGGACAAUGAUUAUUGUUCUGCAGUUUUUCCUCCGCAACUGUUUAAAGUUUUAUUUGAAUGUAUAACUGACAUCUCGCCAAAUGUCAAUCAAAUUCUUAUCCAAAUAUAGAUCUACCAAUCAGCGACCUGUCCGCCAUUUUCUAGACAAGCCGUAGGGCUUGUUCUCAUUUAUUCAACGAGUUUCGUUUAUUUUGUUUGAAAAAAAGGAAAUAAAAUAUAAAGAAAC